CCCGCGGACCGAGGCGCGGCGCCACCCGCCCCCCCCCCCACCCCUCAUCGCCCUCCCCAGAUGCGCGGCGGGGGGAGACCCGUGCCGCCGACCCCCCGGCCCUAGGCGCUCGGAAAGCGGAAGAGGAGGAAGAGGAGGAAGAAGAGGAGGAAGAAAGAGGAGCAGCCGCCGCCGAGCCCGGGGGGCAGCGGCGAAGCCUCCGCCGUGCCCGCGGGGAGGCCGAUGGCGGAGCGCGGCGGCGGCGGCGGCGGGGGGCUGCCCGCCUCCCCCGGGCCGCUGCGGGGGAAGGUGGCCUGCAGGGCAGGGGACGGCGACGGAGGAGGAGGAGGAGGAGGAGGAGGGAGAUCCCGCUUUGACAGCGCGGGCGGCAGGGUCUCCAACGGGGACUGCGCCCCGCUGGGGGCCGGCGAGGAGCCGGGAUCGGCCCCCCCUGGAAGCCCGGAGAGCGGCGGCAAGGAGAAAGGGGCUCCGGGGGGGCUGCAGCGAGAGGGCAAGCCCGGCAUCCCCCGGAGGAGCAGCAUCAUUAAGGAUGGUACGAAACAAAAGCGAGAACGGAAAAAGACUGUGUCGUUUAGCAGUAUGCCAACUGAGAAGAAGAUCAGCAGUGCAAGUGACUGUAUAAAUGCGAUGGUUGAAGGCUCUGAGCUCAAAAAGAUUCGAUCCAACUCUAGGGUGUAUCACCGAUACUUCCUUUUAGAUGCGGAUAUGCAAUCUCUACGCUGGGAACCUUCAAAAAAGGAUUCUGAAAAAGCAAAGAUUGAUAUUAAAUCAAUCAAAGAAGUAAGAACAGGAAAAAAUACAGAUAUUUUUCGCAGCAAUGGAAUAUAUGACCAGAUAUCAGAAGACUGUGCAUUUUCAAUUAUAUAUGGAGAAAACUAUGAGUCUCUAGAUCUUGUUGCUAACUCAGCAGAUAUUGCAAAUGUUUGGGUUACUGGCUUAAGAUACCUGAUUUCUUAUGGAAAACAUACUUUAGAUAUGAUAGAAAGUACUCAAGAUAAUAUGCGGACUUCAUGGCUUUCACAAAUGUUCAGUGAAUCAGAUGUAGAUAAUUUGGGACAUAUACCCCUCUGUACCGCUGUGCAGUUUAUAAAAGACUUAAAUCCUGGUUUGAAAACAAAUAAAAUUGAACUAAAAUUCAAGGAGUUACAUAGAUCAAAGGAAAAAACUGGUACUGAAGUAACAAAAGAAGAGUUUAUUGAAGUUUUUCAUGAGCUUUGUACCCGACCUGAAAUAUAUUUCCUCUUGGUUCAGUUUUCAAGCAAUAAAGAAUUUCUAGAUACCAAGGACCUUAUGAUGUUUUUAGAAGCAGAACAGGGUAUGGCACAUGUCACGGAAGAAAUAAGCCUUGAAAUUAUUCAGAAAUAUGAGCCAGCCAAAGAGGGCCAGGAAAAAGGUUGGCUGUCUAUAGAUGGGUUUACAAAUUACCUUACUUCACCAGACUGCCACAUAUUUGAUCCAGAACAUAAAAAAGUUUGUCAAGACAUGAAACAGCCGUUAUCUCAUUAUUUUAUAAAUUCAUCUCAUAAUACAUACUUGAUAGAGGAUCAGUUUCGAGGGCCUUCUGAUAUCACAGGUUAUAUUCGCGCUCUUAAAAUGGGUUGUCGAAGUGUUGAACUGGAUGUGUGGGACGGUCCAGAUAAUGAGCCUGUGAUUUACACAGGCCAUACAAUGACAUCACAGAUUGUCUUCCGUAGUGUGAUUGACAUUAUUAACAAGUAUGCAUUUUUUGCUUCAGAAUAUCCUCUUAUUUUGUGUUUAGAAAAUCAUUGUUCUAUUAAGCAGCAGAAAGUGAUGGUACAACACAUGAAGAAAAUUUUGGGGGACAAACUACAUACACAGUCUCCAAACAUUGAAGACUCUUAUCUUCCAUCACCAGAAUCACUUAAAGGGAAAAUACUAAUUAAAGCAAAGAAGCUGUCCUCUAAUUGUUCUGGACUAGAGGGAGAUGUUACAGAUGAAGAUGAAGGAGCAGAAAUGUCACAGAGAGUGGGGAAAGAGGGUGUAGAACAACAAAACUCUUUGACUGGGAAACGAUUUCAGCUCUGCAAAGAACUCUCCGAGUUGGUAAGCAUAUGUAAAUCAGUUCAGUUCAAAGAGUUUCAAGUUUCAUUUCAGCUCCAGAAGUACUGGGAAGUGUGCUCAUUUAAUGAAGUGCUUGCUAGCAAAUACGCCAAUGAAAACCCAGGGGACUUUGUAAAUUAUAACAAACGUUUUCUUGCCAGAGUUUUUCCCAGUCCUAUGAGGAUUGACUCAAGUAAUAUGAAUCCCCAGGAUUUUUGGAAAUGCGGUUGUCAGAUAGUAGCCAUGAACUUUCAAACACCUGGCCUAAUGAUGGAUCUUAACAUCGGUUGGUUUCGACAAAAUGGAAACUGUGGCUAUGUCCUUCGUCCUGCUAUCAUGAGAGAAGAAGUAUCCUUCUUUAGUGCAAAUACAAAAGACACUGUGCCUGGAGUCUCACCUCAGCUGCUUCAUAUUAAAAUAAUUAGUGGGCAAAACUUUCCUAAACCCAAAGGAUCAGGUGCCAAAGGUGAUGUUGUGGAUCCUUAUGUCUAUGUCGAAAUACAUGGAAUCCCUGCAGACUGUGCAGAGCAAAGGACAAAAACUAUGCACCAGAAUGGGGACAAUCCAAUUUUUGAUGAAAGUUUUGAAUUUCAAAUAAAUUUACCAGAACUAGCAAUGGUGCGUUUUGUAGUACUGGAUGAUGAUUACAUUGGGGAUGAGUUUAUCGGGCAAUACACUAUUCCCUUUGAGUGUCUACAGACUGGUUAUCGGCAUGUUCCUCUGCAAUCUUUAACUGGUGAAAUGUUGGCACAUGCUUCCUUGUUCGUGCAUGUGGCCAUUACUAAUCGAAGGGGUGGUGGGAAACCUCAUAAGCGGGGCCUCUCUGUGAGGAAGGGCAAGAAAUCAAGGGAGUAUGCUUCUGUGAGAACAUUGUGGAUUAAAACAAUAGAUGAAGUGUUCAAGAAUGCUCUCCAACCUAUACGGGAUGCCACGGAUUUGAGAGAAAAUAUGCAGAAUGCAGUAGUGUCAUUCAAAGAAUUAUGUGGCCUCUCUCCUGUAGCAAAUCUUAUGCAGUGCAUUUUGGCAGUGUCUACGCGCUUGGUCGGGCCUGAUAAUACACCCUUGGUAGUACUGAAUCUCAAUGAUCAGUAUCCGACUAUGGAGCUCCAAGGGAUUGUUCCAGAGGUCUUGAAAAAGAUCGUAACAGCAUAUGACAUGAUGAUUCAGACCAUCAGGACUCUAGUUGAAAAUACAGAUAGCUUGUACGAGAAGAUAGUACAAUGUCAGAAAGCAGCAAUGGAGUUUCAUGAAAACCUGCACAAUAUAGGAGCAAGAGAAGGCCUGAAAGAAAGAAAACUGCAAAAAUCAGUAGAAAGUUUUACGUGGAAUAUUACAAUUUUAAAGGGACAAGCUGAUCUUCUCAAAUACGCUAAAAAUGAAGCACUGGAGAAUCUGAAACAAAUCCAUUAUGCCACUCUUUCAUGUGGACUUAAUAAGCCAGGCACUGAAAACGCAGAAAUCUCAAAACCUCGUCGAAGCCUGGAGGUCAUACCUGAAAAAGCAGGUGAUGAAAAUGGAGAAUGAGAGAAUGCUCUUCUCGUAAUUAUGGAGUUUAUAACUCUGUGACCAAUUGUAGCUGCAUAGGACAUUUGCUUUGCACUUACUGUUGGAAAAUAUUUGGGAUUUUCAAAGCACAACUGGAGAAGCUAAUUACAAUCUAUUGAAACUGUGAAUGUAUGUAGCAACUCUGCUUGUGAAGGCAAUGAUAUUGUGUAACAUGGAAAUUACAUUAUUGGCCAAAAUAUAGUAUAUAUGUAAAAGAUACUGUAAUUCAGUGAUAGCGUGCUGAAAAGUUCAUUAUAGUGCCGUAGGGAAAUGAACAUUUCUUAAAUGAGCUGUAAUUAGAGGGAAAACAGUUCACAGAAUUCGACAAGAUGCCUUCAUUUCCAAACAGAUUAGAUGUACAGGUCCUUUAUUUCUUCGCACAGGUUGGUAAUUGUGCUAGCAAGGUGAACUAUUGUGCACCUAACUUUUGAAAAUAAGGUCCAAGAAAGCAGGAUCCACGUUUCACACUAUAUGUCGUUCAGUCGGUCAGAUAUCUGGGUUUGAAGUGGUAUUGAUUUUGUUGUUGAGCCAUAAAUUAAAACGAGAAUGUAAUUAGACAGUGAUCACUGACUUCAGUGCACUAUAGGAGAGCCAUUAUGUAAAAGGAAAAUGUGCAAUCAAUCUGAUAGCCUAUGUCAGAAAAAGAUACAUACCUAUUUUGCCUAAGAUCUUCUGCAAAUGUGUGUAGAUAAUGUGACCAAACUGCAAGCAAAAUGUUGUAAAUAGUUUUUCAUUUUGUGAAGUGAAGUGCUCAUAUUAAAAAGUUUUAUGAGAUUGCUCCCAAACAAGUAAAGCUUUUAACUAAAUUUUAACUUUUUUAUUUUUCAAGUAUUUUCUUCCUUACAGAAUAAGUGAUAAUAAGCAGAUUUGUCAAAAAAUUGCUGUUCUGGUUCUGUUUGUUUGGUUUUAUGACAACAUUAGGUAAAGGUAUUGUAGCUGAUAUGCUCAUUGUAAAAUGACUAUACCAACCUAGAGUGUUCUCUUACUGUUUCUGAUUUAACAAUAAAAUGGACUAUAUAAUUACAGAAGCUAAUAAAUUUGAAGAAAAACAAGCAAAAUCCUAAAGAGAUCAAAACGCAGUUUUUGUUCAGUAGUGGGAAAAAGGGGAAGGUUGUGAUGUUUGUUGUAAGUAUUGUUUUAAUUAGAGCUCUUCAAGACAGGCAUUCUACACAGAUUGAUUAGUUUAACCAAUUCAAGAUCCAAUUUCUGCAUUUAGGUUGUAAUGAACAUCUACAUGUAUAUAACAUCGUGGAAAAGUCAAUGGAUCUCUGACCGAGAAUGUCAGUAUACUUACACUUCAUCUGAAUUUUUAGGAACUUAAAUUUAUUUUCUAGUCUUUAUAAAAUUAAAGAAUGAUAAAAACAAUUUGCAUAAUAAAUGUCACAUCUGAGCUUGCAUUUUUAAAUGUCAAACUGAAUAGGUUAGGAGCAGUUUUAGAAGGUGGUAAGCUCUUUCCGUGUCCAGUGACAGAUCAUAUGCCUCAAUAUUAUAGUCCUGCCAGGAAUGAGUUCUACUCUGUGUCAUACAAAAUGAAGCAUUUAACCUGUGGUGAACACCUGCUAGCAUUGCUUUGUGAACAGUCCCUCUCUACGUUAUCAGCUGCAAGUCUUCGAAGGCACAUGAAGUUGAUGGGAAGCGACACGAAAUUGGCUGUCACUAACUGUACUCCAAGACAGUAUGAAAUUAGUCUUCCAGGGUCAAAUCUAUUCCUGAAUUAUCUACAGGAAAAUAAGUGUGUUACAUGAAGAUUCAGCUGGGCCACAAAUAGGCAAGGUCAGUUUCACUUUAUCAGAAAAUCCCAAACCUAGGCUGCUGGAAAUUUACCACUCACUUUUAGUCCUAAUUGAAAGGUGUGGACUUCGGAAAAACGUCAGUACAGUUAGCAUUAUAGGCCUAAAAGCCAGUGAAGCUUCAAUAGCAGUUCUUGCCCACCAUCGUUUGCCUGGCAUUUACAUAGUUAAUAAUUUAUAUCACAAACAAAGCAUUUCUGUAGAGCCUCUUUCUUCAGCCAGGCUAUCAGAAUUAAUGGCUUAGCCAUUCUUCCUAUUUAUAUAUUCCUGCUUAGUUCAUUGCAAGACGUUGGUUAACAUUGAAAGGAUUAAACACAAAUAAGGUUGUUUGGUGGUUUUUUCUUCGCUUUAUGGAAAAAAAAAAGUAAGUUAAAGAUGAGUAUUAACAUGAGUUAGGGCUGAUAGAUUUUGUAUGUUGAACUCUACGAUUACCCCUCUGAUCCUGUUGGAUCUUGUUAAAAAGCAAAUUAAUACUGUUUCUGGAGAAAUAUCCUUAUAUAGUACCUGUUUAAAACAAACAAACAAAAGUUAAAAUAUAUGCAUCUAACAGAAUGAUAAUUUAAAUACUUUUGGAUUCUAGUGUAACAGUAAGUCCUUAAAAUGGAGGUUGCUUUUGUGCAUUAUUCAAUACUCAGUCCAAAUCUGUAUGUACCAUACAGCCUUAAAAUGAACUCAGUCAGGCAGAUACUUUGAAAGAUGAUGUGUGGCUAAAAAUCCUUCAGGGAGUUUACAUGUUGCAUGUUAAGAGAAUGCAGGAUAAACACCUGCAAGCAAAGUAUCAGGUUCUAUUGUUAACCCAGUAAUGAUAAUUUCAAAACCAAAUUUAUUAGCAUAUUUUUUUCAGUUGUACUUUCUUAAAAGCAUUCUUUGCAUCCACAAUGCAAUUUAUUUUUAUUGUUGGUCCCUUUUGACAAUGGUUUUUUUUAGGUUAUAUAGAAGAUCAAACACCCAAGGUCUGGUGAAGUAUAACAAAUAAAAUUAAUCAGAGGUUGA
Molecule: messenger RNA, 6389 nt
Organism: Oxyura jamaicensis (ruddy duck)
Lineage: Eukaryota; Metazoa; Chordata; Aves; Anseriformes; Anatidae
Gene: PLCL2
Product: phospholipase C like 2
Exons: 6
Coding region: 223-3585 (1120 amino acids)
Biological process (GO): intracellular signal transduction; lipid metabolic process; regulation of synaptic transmission, GABAergic
Molecular function (GO): phosphatidylinositol-4,5-bisphosphate phospholipase C activity; inositol 1,4,5 trisphosphate binding; GABA receptor binding
Source: RefSeq, a predicted model, not a curated record